CUCCGUGGACACUUUCACUCCGGACUUUGUAGAUGUUACAACUUCAUAAACUGUGGCAUACAAGAAGAUUGUAAGCUCAUUCGAAGGGAAGACUGCACCAAGACUGCGCCAUUGAAUUUGAAUAUUUCACCUGUGGACCGCCCAAGAAGUUUACCCCGCAAUGUCCACACUCGAGUCGAACAUCAGGCGGGCGCUCAACAUACUGCUGCCAAAGAUCAAGAAGCAACGCGAAAACUCAUCGAGACCAAUCGUACUUGGUAUCACAGGGCUGCAAGGAUCCGGAAAGUCGACAUGGGCGUCUAAGAUAGUGGAGAUCCUUACCUCAGAACAUCAGCUGCACACCAUCACUGUAUCUUUGGACGACUUCUACAAAACACAUGACGGUCUGGUCUCACAAAGAGAUCAAGACCCCAAGAAUGGAUUAUACCGUGUGCGAGGACAGCCAGGAACCCAUGAUGAGCAACUGGCUGCGAGAUUCUUCGAAGAGCUGGAAGCCUACAGCGGAGAAGGCGAGCUCAAGAUUCCGAGUUUCAACAAGAGUCAAUUCAGUGGUGAAGGUGAUCGAGCACCAGUGUCACACUGGCAUUCGGUCUCGCAGAAGCCUGAUGUUGUGGUCUUCGAAGGCUGGUGCGUUGGCUUCCAGCCCCUUCCUGCUUCUGCGGUCGAGGAGAAGCACUCACUGGCGCUGGCUGGAAAGCUGCCAAUCAAUACUCCUGCACAACAUCAAUUAUCACAUCUACUGGAGGUGAACGACAACCUGAAGAGAUACUGCGAUGCGUUCAUGGGCCAUGAGCACUUCGACUUCUUCGUCCACAUCGACACAAGUGGUCUGCACAAUGUGUACAUUUGGCGACUGGAGCAAGAGCACAAGAUGAUAGUAGCCAAGGGCUCAGGAAUGUCAGAUGAGCAGGUCAAGGCUUUCAUUGACGGGUAUAUGCCGAGCUAUGAGAUCUAUCUAGAUACACUGAGGCAGGGUCUGUUCAAAGACAAGGGUAGAAUGGUCAGAGUGAUCCUUGAUAGGCAGAGGAAUGUGGAGAAAGUAGAAGAGUUGUAGGGCUGUGUGACCGCUAAUCAGCACAAGAUCUUCAGACCUUGACAAUUCAACGAACUCUCUGAGAUGAUAGUCCACCAUCAACAACGCAAACACUCUACUCACCAGAUUUGAUAUCGACAUCAACCACGGCCAGCCGUACACCCGCCCCUAAGCAUACUUUUCCAUUGUAGCUCCGUCCCACAAAGUCG
Messenger RNA from Macroventuria anomochaeta, 1242 nucleotides. Its product is annotated as D-glycerate 3-kinase-like protein. The transcript is spliced from 2 exons. The record is from RefSeq and is a predicted model, not a curated record. Gene Ontology annotation, cellular component: cytoplasm. Gene Ontology annotation, molecular function: kinase activity; ATP binding. Bases 161 to 1054 code for a protein of 297 amino acids. NCBI's taxonomy places the organism in Eukaryota, Fungi, Ascomycota, Dothideomycetes, Pleosporales, Didymellaceae.